Molecule: messenger RNA, 1959 nt
Organism: Solenopsis invicta (red fire ant)
Lineage: Eukaryota; Metazoa; Arthropoda; Insecta; Hymenoptera; Formicidae
Exons: 3
Coding region: 385-1746 (453 amino acids)
Biological process (GO): sensory perception of taste
Cellular component (GO): dendrite; membrane; neuronal cell body
Source: RefSeq, a predicted model, not a curated record
UUUUUCGGGAUUCCAAGUGUGGAAUUUCAUACCUGGAAAAAACUCGAAUGUGGAGUAUUCCAUACUCACCACACUAAAGUCGCCGUCCUUCUCCAGCAGAGUCUGGAUUUCCGUAGCGUUUUUCCCCACUACGAAUACCGUGCGUCGCGAGAGGCAAGGCCACGCGCGUUAGUAUGCCGUGAAGCAGGAAGCACAUAUUCUUGUAUAGUUCUAUAGUUUCAUAACCAGAUUUAUAAGAAAAUUGGUCUAUUUCCUUAAGCAUGUUCUACUACUCGGAGUGGGCGAAAGCGCUAACUAACUAAGAUCCAGACUCUGGUAGUCAGUAGUUAUACUUUGUAAAACGCGUUUCUUUGUUAUACAGUUGCUUUCGCUUAAGAAGCGAAAAUGGAGAAGGAAAUUCAUGUACAAGUAAAAGAUAACUCGCCGUCGAUGGAGCGCAUCUUACGUCCAAUAUCAUACGCAUCAUGGUUCCUAGGUGUCGGUGUUGCUCAUCCGCGAAAGUGUCCCAAAGCUAUAACAAUAAUCAUACGUAUAAUUCAUAUGACUGUGUGUUUCAUUAGCGUAAUAUACGAAGCAUCAGAUAUCUUCCCUUACAUUCAUGAGUUAGACAUAUUUGAAUACGUAUACUGCCUAAAUAAAGUGAUGUGUUACGUAUCAGCCUAUUAUUACAUUUAUCACGGAAUUAGACAGUACAACAAGUGGCUGGAACUGAUGGAUAGAUUAAAGGAACUCGAUCAGAAGAUGAAGAAAGAAAUAUCAAUGAAUGACCGAUCUAUAAAAAUUGUCGUAGCGCUAGCAGUAUUCGCGACGUUCACACCCUAUCCUUUAAUACUGAUCUUUACCUCUUUAUAUUAUUAUUGCUUUCAAACACAUAUAAGAUACCUUGUCGUGAUUGGAGGGUCAGAUUUGCGUCUUUACUACAUGUUAUGCCAGUCGUUGAUUAAUAGCUUCGUCUUCGACGUUAUCGUUUAUGUGUUAUAUUGCAGAUUUCAAACAGUAAAUAAAUUAAUCGGUCAGGUAGACAAGUCAUCUGAUGUAUUAUGGAUCGCGUUGAAGAUUAGAAACAUCAGAAAAUUACAUACUGAUAUUUGUGAUCUCGUCAACAUGGUGCACGACAUUCAUAGUCUUCAUCUCCUUUUCUGCUUAGCGAAUUGUUUUACCGUGGCUUUGGAUGUGCUAUUCAAGGUUUACAUUUAUGACAUGGACCACAAAGACUACGAGUUUACACUGUUACAGAAUUUCUGUUUCAUUGCAUAUGUCACGCAAUUCUAUUUGAUUUGCUGGGUUUGUACGCUUGCAUGUCAAGAAUCUAACAGGACUGGAAAAAUUAUAUAUAUAAUUAUAUUAAAUUACAAAUCUGCGAAUCUUGAUAAUCAUGAGGCGAGUAAUCUAUCGAAUCUAGAAAUGCGACCUCUACUGGAAGAUUUAGGUGGCCAACAAGAGUUCAGUCGGAAUCACAAUUUGAGGUACAACAUCAAGGAAAAUUUAUUGCGUGGAAACCUGGAUCAAGAGUGUGUUACAAAAGAGAUCAAUGAUUUUUCGAUUCAACUGCAACAGAAUCGAAUAGCAUUUACAGCCUGCAAUUUUUUUGAAAUAAACAAUGCUUUGUUCACAACGUUUGUCGAGGUGAUUAUCACUUAUCUAGUAGUCGUCAGUCAACUUUAUAAACAACCUAAAGAUGUAAGCAUGCUGAAGAAGCUUAUUUUGAAAAUGACAAAGAAAAACCAAACAUACUCACAGAAUUAACAGAUUCCGUUAUGUUAAAACCUUAGCGAUUAAUUGUCGGGAACCAACUAGCCUGGUUUCCGAAUUGUUCUAGCAUCUCCCUGAUGUAUGCUAGGACAAUUUGGAAACCAGGCUUGUUAGUUAACUCUUCGUGGUGUAUCGUACUAGUCUAAAUGUUAUAAAAUUUGCAUAAAUUUCCAUUGUCUAACCUAAAUGAAGAAAUUAAUGAGACAA